AUUUUGAGAGUAUGAAUUUGAAAUUACUGAAUUGAUGUUAUUAUGGUAAGAUGAUAAAUGUAUAUCUCAAUAACUUCUCAGUGUAGCAAAUGGAAUUCUGUAAAUCAGUAUCUGCCAAAUUCUAUAAUAUAUGAUGACUAAUGACUGUGAAAAGGUUAUUGCUAAAGCAGGUUAAGAAAUUUAAAUAAUUCAUUCAUUUACUAUGUUAAAAACUGAUCAAUACAUAAUUUGCGAAAUAUAUUCUUGAUGGAGCACUGAAUAGAAAUAUUUCACUUUUUCAUAUCAUAUUUUUCAGAAUAUUAAGAUGUUUUUGAUAUAAAUGUAUUUAAUAUUAUAUCAUAGCCUACAAAAUGACGAAUUCAAUAAUAAUGUUUUGAAAUUAUCUUUAAUCUUAAAAUAUAGAGAGAAUGUAUCAAGAAUAACUACAAUUUAUUUGUAUUUGUAUAAUACUUUCUAUUAUAAUAGUACAAUAUUUUUUGAAAUUACACUACUUCAACAUCUCUUUAUUAUAAGUUAUUGAAUUCUUUUUAUCAGCUGCAACGUAACACUAGAAAAUGAGAAACGUAAAAUUAGAAAAUGAUUCAUUAGAAUGGUUAGUAAAUUCAAGGCUAGCUUAAGAACUCAAGGCACAGAAAAAGAGAGAAAUCUUUUUAUUCAACGACUAUGGACGAGUAUGGAAUAAAAUAUUAAAACUUUAUAACUAUGUUCAUAAAAUUUGAUAUUUAAUUACAGGAUGUGGGCUUUGUCAUUGCUUUAUUGUUGGAUUAUGUGGUAUGUGUGCAUUUGCAGAAGCUUGCGUUCUUCCAAUUAUUUUAGUUAUAAUCCCAUUUAUGGCAUGUGAUUUAAGCCUAAAUACAAGCCAAGUGACUACUGUGUAUGCUAUGUUAACUUUAGGUACAUAUACAUAUAUAUAUAUAUAUAUAUAUCGAUAGAUUAUACAAAUGUGGCUUAUUAGUUUAUGCAUUUCUUACAAGAAUAUGACCAAUUGAUAAUUGUUAAUUAUCAACAAAAAUUUACGUAUGUAAAUACAAGUAAAUCAAAAUUAUAUACAAUUGAAUAAGGUGAAAUAUGGUUCCAACGCUAUUUAGUUCCUCUGCUGCCGUAAAAACAAAGAUAAAGAAAUCUCAUAAGUUAAGCAAGAUAAAAAAAGAGAUUAUGAAACAAUGAUUAAAAAAGCAUAUUGCUUAGUAGAUAGAAUUUGUCGAUGUUGAGAAAUAAUGAAGAAAUCUUAGAUGAUCAUGAAAGUGAUCAUGAAAGGGGUUCUUUCUUACUAUCUUUUUAACAAUAUUAGUAACUAGUAAUGACGUCACAGGUCAAUUAUAUGUUAAUAUAAAUUACAAUGAUAGUAUAACCAGAGUUGUACCAACUAACCAAAUUUCUCCUCUAGUAUAACUAAUCAAGCAAGGUUCUCUUGCCAUUACUUUAACAAUAAGCGGAAAAUAAUCUGAUCACAAAUCAGGCAAUUACUGGUUACAUAAACCCUGUAGUCUCCUUGGUAGAAUGAAAAAUAACUGGUUAGCAGAGACCGUUUUAAAACCUCAUUGAUCCUAAUUCAAUGAUGUUAUAAAUCUUUUUACUUUGUGUCUUUACGUUUCCAAAUAAAAUAUAUUUAAAAUAAAUUAUAAAAUAUUUUAUAUUUAGAUAAUUUAUAAUAUUUUAUGAAAAUAAGAUUGUGUAUAGGAAUGGCUGUAGGAGCAUUUGUAUUCGGAAUAAUAAUCGAUGCAAGUGGACGUAAAGGAUCGAUUCCCGCCACUAUGAUCGCUGUGUUUUGCGCCACUAUCAGUUUAUCCUUUGCGCAAACUACUUUCCUGAUAUACCUUUCAAUAUUUGUACUUGGACUGGGGUAAGUCAUUACUAUCUAUGAAAUCACAUGUGUAAUUGUCAUGCGUAAUAAGUGAGAUUAGCCGGUAAUAACGUGGUUUUAAGAGUAUAUGUAAUCGAAUUUUUGCCCAUGAAACGAAGAGGCUUUUGUUUAGUUGCUUUGGAUGUAUUAGGAGUUAUUGGUUAUGUGUCUGCUUUAGGAUUGUCAUGGCUAUUGAUGCCUUCGAUCGUGCGAUUACAAAACAAAAAAUUUCGACCAAAUUCUUGGCGAGUCCUUAUAGGAUUAGGAGGUAUACCAAAUCUGAUCAUGGCAUGUGCGACUAGUUUAUUACCGGCAAGUCCUAGAUACUUGCUUUAUCGGCGUCGGUACGAAGAAGCGUUAACUGUAUUACGGCAGAUCUAUGCAAUUAAUAAUUCGAAGCAUGCCGAUACUUAUACAGUACGAUUAUCUUAUAUUAAGUCAUUUUUCUCUUUUUAUAAGUACAAUUUUUCUUUACGUACUUUAGACAAUUGUGUUCGACCAGACGAGGAAGAUGAAGAAGAUACAGGAAAUGUGAGUAAAAUAGUGUGGAAAUUCUAUAUAAAAACACGCAAACGAAUCCGCAAGAUAUGCAGCACACCAUUUAAAUGUACCACGAUAUUAGGACUUUGUAUCAACCUUUUACAAUUUCCAGGAAUCAUUUGGGUUGCUCUUUGGAAUACGCAAUUGUUUCAAGAAACAGAAAACUUUAACAAAUCAGCAAAGAAGAAUUCUACAUGCGUUGUCGAUAUAGAGAACUUGGCAUUAGGAUUUUUGCACAAUUGUCAAGAAAUAGACACGGAUCGUUUCAGAAUUCUUUUCUAUCUAUCUUUGAGCUACAUAUUAGGAGAAAUUUUGUUGCUAAUUGGCAUCGAUGUUAUUGGUAGAAAAAUAUUUCUAGUACUUUCAGGAUUAGUGGGAACAGCCGCGUGUCUUGGUUUAUUAUUUACAGUUCAUAAUAUAGUACAAAUCGUUCUUUCAUUGAUCAUACUAGCAGCUUACGCGAUUGGUCGUACGACAACUUCGAUACUUUUACUGGAAAAUUAUUUUACCGGCGUAAGGGGUACGAUUAUCGGUUUAUCCAGAAUAUUUCCAUACUUGGUUGGUAGUUUUACUAAACUCUUUCUAAAUAUACAGUGUCUUACUAGUAUCUACAUUAUGUCAGGAAUUUUGUUGAGUGCUGCUGUUGCAGGGUCACGAAUGCCUGACCUAACCCGAUUACCGAUGCAAGAAUAACUUCUUAAUGUUCAUAUUUUUAUAAUCUCGAUAAAUUAUAAAUAAUUCUCUAUGUCUAACUAUAGUUAUGUUGUAAAAAACAGAGCAGAUCGUUAUUCAUAUUUUGGUAGUAGUCAUAAAUGUUUCUAUAGUACAUGAGAAUUAGGCAAAUUUCUUUCGUGUAUGGUAUGGUAGAAAAUAUAAUAAAAAAUAUGGCGGUAAAAAUGUAGCAAAAAAUAGUUGUAUUGGCAUGUACAGGGCAUGCAGACGCAUAUAAAUACAAACGUGGGCGGCUAUUCGAGAGUAUACGCCAUAGUCUUUCCACCGUCUAUUUUCGACGAGAACAGGAAGACCGUCUCUUUUACGUGGUUAUCGUGGACAUGCUCUCGCGCAUGCUCUUCGAACGUGGUGGAAAGCCUCAUCGUCACGAAUACGCUCUUGUAUUCGUUGUAAAUACGAAUGCCGAAUGCUCGCUACCGAAAAUAAUCACGCGAGGACGUUGUUGCGAUUUCAGGCCGCUUCUUCCGCGGCUCUCUUGACGCCGCCAAACGUAAAAAAUGCAUUCCCACCGCGAACCUUCGAGAUAUUCGCCGCAAGACCUAGCGAUAUCCCUUAACACGAAUAUUCGUAAUAACAUCGGUUUCAUUAAUAAUUAAACGUACGGUAAAAUAUCAUCGGUCGUGUGCUUACUUCGUGUUGGAUCAGCGAUAGAGGAUCAAACAAGUAAAUUGUUACUGAUGUGUAACGAAAGAGUGAUACAAAAUUUGGUGCUGUUCAUUGUUCGUCCCCGUUACCUUGACUUCAGCUUCGAAGAUAAAAGACAUUAUAGUUAAAUACUUCAGCAGUGACUGUCAUUCUGUAUUGUGUUAAUUUCAAAUUAAAUAAAUGUUACAAUUUCUAAAUAUGCCAAACUUUGUUACCAGAGGUGUCUAAAUUCGAUUCGGUGCUACGCCUAUAAUGUCCAUGAAAAAAGAUGUAUUCUAAAAUUAGAUUACUCGAAUAUAUUUAGAAUAUUAAUAAUUCAAUUGACAAACUCGAGAAAGAGAAAGAGAGAGAGA
This is a messenger RNA of Bombus impatiens (common eastern bumble bee), 4113 nucleotides long. RefSeq names its product putative metabolite transport protein YncC. Gene Ontology annotation, cellular component: membrane. Gene Ontology annotation, molecular function: transmembrane transporter activity. The coding region runs from base 1952 to 3076 and encodes 374 amino acids. NCBI's taxonomy places the organism in Eukaryota, Metazoa, Arthropoda, Insecta, Hymenoptera, Apidae. The record is from RefSeq and is a predicted model, not a curated record. The transcript is spliced from 8 exons. Gene Ontology annotation, biological process: transmembrane transport.